AUGUCGCAAUAUAGCAAGGCCUGCUGCUCGAACAUUCCUCCCGUUGUCUCGAAAGGGUAUGAGGAGAAGGGCAAGUAUAUCACCUUGAAUGGCAUGAAAACAUAUGUCACUGGCCCAGAAGAUGCCACAGAGGCCAUCUGUGUUAUUUUCGAUAUCUUCGGCUUCUUCCCACAAACUAUCCAGGGCGCCGAUAUAUUGGCUACCUCUGACCCGAACCGCAAGUACCGCAUUUUCAUGGCUGAUUUCUUCGACGGCAGCCCAGCAGAUAUAUCUUGGUAUCCACCCACCACAGAAGAACACAAGAAGAACUUGGCCAAUUUCUUCAAAACUAAAGCCGCCGUACCAGGGACACUCUCAAGAAUCCCAGGCGUUAUCGAAGAAGCCAACAAACUUGCCAAGGGAGGGAAAUUCAAAGCAUGGGCUAUCCUUGGAUACUGUUGGGGUGGGAAGAUUGUCACUCUGGCUUCGACGCAAGGUACACUUUUUAAAGUGGCUGUCCAAUGCCACCCCGCUAUGCUUGACGCAAAAGAUGCUCCCAAUGUCACUAUCCCAAUGGCACUGUUGGCAUCCAUGGACGAGGACGUCAACGAGGUCAAGGCCUUUGAGGAUAACUUGAAGGUUUCCAAGUAUGUCAAGACGUGGGAUAAGCAAAUCCACGGCUGGAUGGCGGCGAGAGGGGAUUUGGAGAACCAAGAGGUUCGCAAGGAGUAUGAAAACGGAUAUAAGACGGUGCUGGGCUUCCUUAAUGAGCAUAUAACCAACUCGACAUCUAAGAUCUAA
Messenger RNA from Histoplasma mississippiense, 780 nucleotides. RefSeq lists its product as hypothetical. Gene Ontology annotation, molecular function: hydrolase activity. Lineage: Eukaryota; Fungi; Ascomycota; Eurotiomycetes; Onygenales; Ajellomycetaceae. The transcript is spliced from 5 exons. The record is from RefSeq and is a predicted model, not a curated record. The coding region runs from base 1 to 780 and encodes 259 amino acids.